This is a messenger RNA of Dicentrarchus labrax (European seabass), 6187 nucleotides long. It is a transcript of the gene itga4, whose product is annotated as integrin alpha 4. Gene Ontology annotation, molecular function: integrin binding. Lineage: Eukaryota; Metazoa; Chordata; Actinopteri; Moronidae. Gene Ontology annotation, biological process: cell-matrix adhesion; integrin-mediated signaling pathway; cell adhesion mediated by integrin. Gene Ontology annotation, cellular component: external side of plasma membrane; integrin complex. The record is from RefSeq and is a predicted model, not a curated record.
AAACACACUCACACACUGACACACAAGCGCGCGCAGAGGGAGGGAGGGUACUCCGCGCGCUCGGCUCUGUUUCAUUGACUUUAUCUGAAAGUCAGAUGAACUUUAGUUUUUUGCUGUUUAUUUUCUUCCGUUUUCUUUCACUCAGUUUCAGCUCAGCUCUCUGCCUGUCACAGGAUAACGGGACCUCGUGCGCUGCCUCGAGCGGACACACAGCAACCGGUCCACGCACGAGGCGGUUAACGGACAGGGGAGCAACAGGAGGUUUCACGCGCGAGUCACACCGGGAACAAGAGGGAUUUAACGGAGACUUUAGGAGCGGCUCUUUGAUUACACAGCUGCCCGGUACCGACUGGACCCACUCUCUGACCCGGGAUAUCUGCAGUCUGAGCGGUUUUCCUCCAUCAUGCGUCCCGCGGUGGGCAGCGUGUGUGGGCGCUGCAGCCUGAUCCUGGUCCUGGUUCAGGUCCUGGUCUCGGUCCAUCCUGCGGCCGGAUACAAUCUGGAUCAGGACCACAGUCUGGAGUUCCAUGGCCCCGCCUCCUCCAUGUUUGGAUACUCAGUCCUGUUGCAUCGUCAUGGAGAUCACAGCUGGUUGGUGGUUGGAGCCCCAGUAGCAAACUCAUCCUCCAAUCCGUCGGUUCGAUCUCCAGGAGCUGUUUACCGCUGCGACAUCUCUUCUGAGCAACGCCACUGCCACGACAUGCAUUCUGAUGUGCAGGCCUGUGGGAAGACGUGUGAAGCAGAGAGUGAUCACCAGUGGCUGGGAGUCAGUCUGUCCAGACAACCUGGAGACAACGGAGGACACAUCCUGGCGUGUGCUCACCGCUGGAAGAACGUCUACUACUCAAAGAAAGACAGCCAGAACCAUAAGCUGCCCAAUGGAGUCUGUUAUCGCUACGACAACAACCUGAGUCACGCCCAACCCAUCAUCCCCUGUUACAGAGACCACCAGAGGAAGUUCGGUGAGGAUUAUGGGUCAUGUCAGGCUGGUAUUUCCAACUUCCUGACAGAGGAUCUGAUCAUCAUGGGGGCUCCAGGGACAUAUUACUGGACGGGUUCAGUUCUGGUUUUUAACACGUCCAGUGGAGGGAUGUCAGUGUACCUGGAUGAUGACGCUGGCGUCGUCAGCUACGGAAGCUACCUGGGUUACUCUGUCGGAGCCGGUCACUUCAUAAGUCCUGACACUGUGGAGGUUGUCGGUGGAGCUCCGCAAUACAACCAGAAGGGAAAGGUCUUCAUCUUCACAGUAGACAACAACAUGCUGCGGGUUGUCUCUGAAGUGUCUGGGAAAGAGCUGGGAUCUUACUUUGGCUCCAGUGUGUGUGUGGUCGAUCUGAACGCUGAUGGUUUGUCAGAUCUGUUGGUCGGCGCGCCCAUGGCAACAGGCGUCGCCAGGGAGGAGGGAAGAGUCCAUGUGUACAUCAACCAGGGGCAGGCGAAGCUGUUGGAGGCGGAGUUUCGGCUGACUGGCAGUGACGCGUACGCCGCCCGGUUUGGAGAGACUAUCGCUGACCUGGGAGACCUGGACGAUGACGGUUACCCUGAUGUGGCAGUUGGUGCCCCGCAGGAGGAGGAUCUAAAAGGAGCCGUCUAUAUUUACAAUGGCAGGAAGGAUGGUAUCUCACCAACUCCAUCUCAGAGGAUUACAGGAUCCAGCCUGGGUCACGACCUCAGGAUGUUCGGCCAGUCGCUGAACUCUGGCAUCGACAUUGAUAAUAACGGCUACCAGGAUUUGGCGGUUGGUGCGUUCCUCUCGGACUCAGCGGUUGUUCUCAGGACCCGUCCGGUGAUUCAGGUGAAGGCGUCUCUGGUCCUGCCUGAGCAGAUUGACUCGAAGAUGGCUCUGUGCCGAGAACACAAGACCCCAACUGUCUGCUUCAAUGUAACCGUCUGCUUCAGUGUCAGGUCCAGACACUUCAGAGGAGCUAUAGAUCUUCAAUAUAAUCUGACCUCUGACCUCCUCCAUAAACCGUCCUUCCCUCAUCGUUUCUAUUUCCAUGGUAACGGGUCAUCCAAUAUCACAAGGGGGCGUGUGAAAGCACGACAUGGCCAGCUCACUUGUACCACACACGUGGCUUACCAAAGGAAAGAUGUGAGGGACAUUUUUACUGCAGUCAAGUUUGAGGUUUCCUACAGUCACAGAGAAGCAAACACCCAAAGAGGCUCUUCAAAAAUCUUCCCUCCAUUAAAACCCAUUCUGCAGCGGAGCGCAGGACACCAGAACACUAUCACCAACCAGACGUGGUUUGCUCGUUCCUGUUCUCUGAUGAACUGUUCGGCCAACAUGCAGCUGUCAGCUGAACUAGUGCUGCCACAUCAGCAGCAGUACUUCGCUCUUGGCUCUGGACAGACCAUCGUGUUGAAAACCUUGCUACUGAACUCUGGAGAUGACGCCUUCUUGCCGCGACUGACGCUGCGUUUCCCCAACAACAUCCACUAUGUUAAAGUGCUGCAGAAUGAGGACAACUUGGUCAGUUGUGACGUCACACAGGAAGUCAACAGUGCAGUUGACUGCAGUGUCACCAGCCUCCUCCUCUCAGCCCACACCCAGUUGAAUAUCAGCUUCCUAUUGGACGUUAGCCAGAACAGCACACCUGGUGACAUCACUAUUCACGUCAACACCAGCAGUGAUAACUACGAGAGCGAGGAGUAUCUCCAUGACAACUCCAUCAGUCUCCCUCUUUCUCUCAGAUAUGGAGUCAACGUCAACAUCCACGGUUUUGUGACUCCCACCUCAUUUGUGUUUGGAGAUGAAGACUCAACUCCAGUUGACUGCUACCCUGAAAGAUUCAACUACACAUACAAGGUGUUAAACUCUGGUCCCAGCAGGUCAUUAGAUACUGUGGUUGACAUUGCACUACCGAAGAUCCUCACACCUUACCGACACAGACUGCUGCAGGUGGUCGACUGGCAGUCAUCUCACGGGGUGUGUUCGAUCAGUGAUACAAGUGUUUCAGUCAUUGAGGACUGUGAUGUUCCCCAAGCUUCCUUCAUCAAACAGCUCAUCUUCUUCUUCUCUUCCACCUCCACCCGCAGAAUGUUUUGUGGCCGUGGUGAUGACCUGUGUGAGCGGUUGGUGUGCCAAUUCGGUAACCUGGAGGUGGGGAAAGAGGUCAUUAUUCAACUGGAGAUCAAACUGAACCCUGCUGUUCUACUGCAAUCUCCGGGUCGUCUUGGUGUCAUGAGGAUGGAGAGCACGGCAAUGAUGUCAAAUCCCAGAGAAGGUCCUCACACCAUCCUCAUCCACAAACCUGAAGCACAGGUGGUGGUGGAAGCUCUUUUUACCCAGAAACCCUCAGCAAUAGUGAAGGUCUUCAUCAUCGUUGUCAGUUUAGUUCUGGGUCUGAUGAUCCUGGCAGCUCUCAUCUGGUGUCUGUGGAAGGCUGGUUUCUUUAAGAGGAACUUCCAGAAGAAUAAGGAAGAGGAAUUCAGGAGAGACAGCUGGGACUAUGUUCCUAAACACGAUAAAAGAGAGAGCACUUCCUAACCCCACCUCUGGCCACGACCUCAGACCUCUGACCAUAGGAUGGCGUUCACAUUGUGACUGUGCAACAGUUUUAAUGAGACAUAUGUGCUGAUGGAUGGAUUGCUGUGUUUGACAAUAUGGCAACCCAAUUUGUCCAAAACAGUAGAAAGCAUUGCUACUGCUGUUGAACGUCAUCGGCCAAUGACAUCAGUCCAGACUGUGUCAGAUGAUUUGAAGCAACACUCGUAACAAGUCAGCCCAGCCGGUUUCAGCACAGACUUGUCUUUGAGUGUGACAGAUGCUAAAAAGGGAACGCCUCUUGAACUGAACACACCUGAAUCUGUGCCUUUUAAACUAUUUUGCCUGAUGUGCCUUCACAAAUACAGACAAGUUCAAAGACUUGAAAAAGACUGCAGCGAUAGAUGGAUGGAGGAUUAAUAAAAAGGGAAGUGGACCCGAAACAAUCAAAUCUGGACCAAUUUGAAGGCGUCUGGGCUUCCUGGGAUGUGGCGCCACCUGUUGAUGACCUUCAUUCAAGAGAAAACAAACCAAAGAAAGUAACUUUCUGAUGACCUUCGAUCUCAGGGGAUGGAAACCUGGUCUUUCAUUGGUUCCUAACUCGCUGUCUGUGUACAUUAUCUUUCUAUCUUUUUGUUUACCUGCUGACCAACACUUUAUGCACUGGUGACACACACACACACACACACACACACACACAAAGGUGACUUGCUGCCUGUGUUGCACCAUUUGAUGCCUGUAACACACACCGGAUGCUGUCCAGACCGAACAGUCAAGCAAUGGCUGCUGGGAUGUGCCGGUACAGUGAGUGAAGUAAUAAAAUUGCUUUCUUCUGUGGGCUGAUGCAGACUGAUGCUGACAGCAAUCAGCAUGGGUGUUUGAAUGGAUGCCGAAUGUCCUUUAGCCUGUUUUCACUCUGUUUCUUUGAGUUUUGUCCCUCUAAAGGCCCACUCACAUCAGCAUGUACCGUUGAGUUUCACGGCAGAAUUUUAAUGGACACGCACAAUCAGUGGAUUUACUUACGGGGGUGUCGAACUUGGUGAGGUUAGACAUUCAAAGCAUGUCCAGUAGCAAGCAGUCUUAACAUUGCCGACCUUCGGGGAACGGAGAGCUGGAGUCGAAAAUGAAGGAAACUAUUGUAGUUUAUUAGCUGUGUUGCACCAUCCACUUUUAUUUCACCUCCUCUGUCAGAGUAUAAGUGUUAGCAUGUUUCCAGUUGGCUAGUUUGUUAGUGGUUUUCUCACCAGCUACAAAUAUCCACCAGCUAGCUCUGUGAGUAGUCACUGGGUGGUUUCCAUUUUGAUAACGUCACUCCUCCCUUCCCUCACCGUGUAAAAACCCUGAGCCAAAUCAAACAUGUGAUCAGCAGAUCUCCAUGCCGGGUUGGGUGGGGCGGGGCCAGUGGGCCUGCGAGAUUGAAACAGAUAAUCUGCUGUGGCAGCCCCUACGGCACACAAACAACACACAAAUGGUGAAAACUUUGUUCAUUACUGAAAGAGCAGAGUGGAUGUGAGGAAGCAAUAAAAACAGCUAUAAAUGUCCUGAAUUAAAUCUAUAGCUCUAAAUCUAUAGUUUGUAAAAGACCACAAAUCUACAGUACAAAUCAUGCAAUUAUAUGAAUAUUAUUAUAAUGCUGUUUACACAACAGCCCAGACCAAUCAAUAAACUGAUUCAUGUUAAAGGCGCAUUGCUGUCCUUUAAAAUAUGUCCACAUAGGACACACCUGUGGUUGCUCUCUCGCCCCUCGUCUCCUCCGAGAUGCAUUUAAGGGAUUGGAACAUCCUCGGUAAUGGCAGAGCUCGAUCCAUUUCCAGGAAACGGGCUGGAGGAAACAUAAUUACCAGAAUGGAAAACACCCACUAUGUCACCAAGCUUCUGGAAACAAAUACUGGGCCUUAACUCGUCUGAUUUCACAUUUGUUCACUGCUUUUCUAUCCGUUGUCUGCCUGUGAAGUCCGCUGUGCAGCUGUUAACCACUGUGAGGAAACAGUUAAAAAGAGUGUAGCGGAAAACGAGAAACCAUUUUCAAAAUCAGCGCUUGUCUUUAACUAUCCUCCUAGAAACAAAUAUCAUGUGACAUGCUUAUUUUGCUGUUUAGAUAGUGAGAUGUUUUUUUAUCUACUUCUUCAUGUCCACAAGAAUGUUCUACAAUAACAAUCCAUUUAAUUUAUAGAGCGCUUUUUACUCAAAGAUGCUGUACAUGACAAAUUAAAUAAGAAUCAGAAAACUGAAUGCACUGUUCACUAGAACUGAUCUCAGACCACCUGGUUAAGGCAUAGUUUCUCGGUCAAAUCUUCAGUGUCACCAUAUUGAACGGCUCCUAGAUUUGGACUAAACUAUCAGUGUGAAAGCGCAGUAAAAUAUGCAUCUUGUUGGGUAACAGAGCCAGCAACAACACAGGGUUGAGUGAUAGAAGACUACUUGAAAAUUAGCAUUUAAAAAUAUGUUUUAUAUAAUUUAAAAUAUUCAAAAGCACUGUUUUACCGGUCUGUAUUUUGUGAAUGCAAACAUUUAAAACAGCUACCACCCUCCCUUCUGUUUAUGUAUUUAGUACAAAUGCACAUCACACAGAGACAUGUUUUUAAUAUUUUAUUAAAUUAGUUUGUUAUUGUUUUUGUUCAUGUGAAGUUGUUCUGCACUGGAGUGUCUCACUGCUUUUAUCAACACGUUUCCAUUAAAAUGACGUAUUUUCUAUUUUAACAA